AUGGAUUCUUCAUCAACUCCAAACCGAGCUUCGUUUGACAACAACAAAGAUGUAGAGGAAGAAGAACAAGAAUUGACUACUCCAGAUAGUAGAGGCAAACGUAAAGAAUCUCCUACAGCCAAUGGAGCCAAUAAAGCUCCCAGGAUUCUUCCUCCAAGGUCCAAAAUCUGGAACCAUUACACAAGGACGAAGGAGAACCGUGACAAAUGUAUUUGUCAUUACUGCAAGAAGAAGUUUUGUUGUAAAACAAAAUCGGGAACUUCAAACUUGCUGAAGCAUAUCAGCAUAUGCAAACAGUUCUACUCGUAUUCAGAUGGCCAAAGUUCAACUCAGCAAGUCAUAGAUGAAGAAGGGAAUGUGAUGUCUGCAAAAGUCAGUGAAGAAACUUUCAAAGAAGCAACAAAUGAGAUGAUGGUGAUAGGGGAGUUGCCAUUAUGUUGGGUAGAAAGUGUGGCUUGGAAACACUUCUGUAACAAGAAUUUGCUAUAUGACAUCAAGAGCCUCUUUGUUUCUAAGGAGUAG
Molecule: messenger RNA, 522 nt
Organism: Brassica oleracea var. oleracea
Lineage: Eukaryota; Viridiplantae; Streptophyta; Magnoliopsida; Brassicales; Brassicaceae
Exons: 3
Coding region: 1-522 (173 amino acids)
Molecular function (GO): DNA binding
Source: RefSeq, a predicted model, not a curated record